AUGGCUUCCUCGUCCAUCCCCUGCCCGCCCCGCGGCAUCUACGUGCCCGCCGUCGCCUUCUUCCACCCCGACGAGACGCUCGACCUCGACGCCAUCCGCGCGCACCUGACGCGCCUGGCCCAGGGCGGCGUCGACGGGCUCGUCAUCCAGGGCUCCAACGGCGAGGCCAUGCACAUGCUGCACGACGAGCGCCAGCAGGUCCUGCGGCUGGCCCGCGAGGUGCUGGACCAGCACGGCAAGCCGGGCGCCGUCAUUGUCGCCGGCUGCGGCGCCCAGAGCACGCGCGAGACGAUCCAGCUGUGCCGCGAGGCGAAAGACGCAGGCGCCGACUAUGCGCUGGUGCUGUCUCCCAGCUACUGGGUCGCCGCGAUGCAAAAGCCCACCGUCUUCAACUUCUUCAACGACGUCGCCGCCGCCUCGCCCCUCCCCGUCCUGCUCUACAACUUCCCCGCCGUCACGGGCGGCAUCGACCUCGACUCGGACCUCAUCGCCGACCUGGCCGCCGCCAACCCCAACAUUGUCGGGUGCAAGCUGACCUGCGGCAACAUGGGCAAGCUGCAGCGCGUCGCCCACGACCCGCGCAUCGGCCGGCCCUUUGCGGCCUUUGCGGGCAAGACGGACUUCUUCCUGCACGGCCUCGUCGGCGGCUCCCACGGCGUGAUUGCGGCGACGGCCAACCUGCUGCCCAAGGCGCACGCGCACAUGCUGCGGCUGUACGACGAGGGCAGGCUCCGCGAGGCGCAGGAGCUGCAGACGCGCUUCAGCAGGGCGGACUGGGCGCUCGUGCAGCUGGGCAUUGCGGGCAUCAAGGCGGCGCUGCAAAAGUACUAUGGGUAUGGCGGCGGGAGGAGCAGGAGGCCGUUGCCGAGCGCCGUGGAUGCGAAGAAGCUGGAUGGCGAGGUGGAUGCGGCGGUUGGAGGGUUGGUCGAGUUUGAGAAUGCUCUGUGA
Messenger RNA from Trichoderma reesei QM6a, 948 nucleotides. RefSeq lists its product as uncharacterized. The coding region runs from base 1 to 948 and encodes 315 amino acids. NCBI's taxonomy places the organism in Eukaryota, Fungi, Ascomycota, Sordariomycetes, Hypocreales, Hypocreaceae. Gene Ontology annotation, molecular function: 4-hydroxy-tetrahydrodipicolinate synthase activity. The transcript is spliced from 2 exons. The record is from RefSeq and is a predicted model, not a curated record.